AUGCCGGUUAUGAAGGGAUUACUGGCACCCCAGAACACCUUCCUCGACACCAUCGCCACCCGGUUUGACGGCACACAUAGUAACUUUAUCCUUGCAAAUGCUCAGGUGGCUAAGGGAUUUCCCAUCGUUUACUGCUCUGAUGGCUUCUGUGAGCUUGCUGGAUUUGCACGGACUGAAGUCAUGCAGAAGAGCUGCAGCUGUAAAUUUUUACUUGGUGCUGAAACAAAUGAGCAGAUGAUUCUUCAAAUUGAGAAAUCGUUGGAGGAAAAGAUAGAAUUUAAAGGAGAAAUCAUGUUCUAUAAGAAGAAUGGGUCUUCAUUCUGGUGCUUACUGGAUAUUGUUCCUAUAAAGAAUGAAAAAGGAGAUGUAGUUCUCUUUCUGGCCUCUUUCAAAGAUAUAACAGACACAAAAGCGAAGAUUGCUGCAGAAGACAAAAAGGAAGAAAAAUGGAAAGGAAGAGGAAGAGCAGGAUCUCAUUUUGAGUCGGCACGUAGACGGAGUAGAGCUGUCCUUUAUCAUAUCUCUGGACAUCUACAAAGAAGAGAGAAGAACAAAUUAAAAAUUAAUAAUAAUGUUUUUGUAGAUAAACCAGCAUUUCCUGAAUACAAAGUUUCAGAUGCAAAAAAAUCCAAAUUCAUAUUGCUGCAUUUUAGCACUUUUAAAGCUGGCUGGGACUGGCUUAUUUUACUGGCAACGUUUUAUGUUGCUGUGACUGUACCUUACAAUGUUUCCUUUAUUGGCCAUGAUGAGCUGUCUACAACUCGAAGCACAACUGUCAGUGACAUUGCAGUGGAAAUUCUCUUUAUUAUCGAUAUUAUUUUAAAUUUCCGAACGACAUAUGUCAGCAAAUCUGGCCAAGUGAUAUUUGAAGCAAGAUCUAUUUGUAUCCACUAUGUGACUACAUGGUUUAUCAUUGACUUAAUUGCUGCACUUCCUUUUGAUCUUCUUUAUGCUUUCAACGUCACUGUGGUUUCCCUUGUCCACCUUCUGAAAACAGUGCGGCUUCUGCGCCUCUUGCGUCUCCUUCAGAAGCUGGAUCGUUACUCCCAGCACAGCACAAUCGUUCUCACGCUUCUCAUGUCCAUGUUUGCCUUGCUUGCUCACUGGAUGGCCUGCAUCUGGUAUGUCAUAGGGAAAAGGGAGAUGGAACAGAAUAACCCCCUUACUUGGGACAUAGGUUGGCUUCAUGAGCUAGGAAAACGAAUUGAAUCUCCUUAUUAUGAGAAUAAUACACUAGGAGGCCCAUCAAUCAGAAGUGCCUAUAUAGCUGCCCUGUAUUUCACUCUCAGCAGCCUCACCAGUGUUGGCUUUGGAAAUGUUUCAGCCAAUACCGAUGCUGAAAAGAUCUUCUCCAUUUGCACGAUGCUGAUUGGGGCUCUGAUGCAUGCCUUGGUGUUUGGCAAUGUGACUGCCAUAAUUCAGAGGAUGUACUCCAGAUGGUCCCUUUAUCACACAAGAACCAAGGAUUUGAAGGACUUUAUACGGGUCCAUCACCUGCCACAGCAGCUAAAGCAAAGGAUGCUUGAAUAUUUCCAAACCACAUGGUCUGUCAAUAAUGGAAUUGAUUCCAAUGAGCUUUUAAAAGACUUCCCAGACGAGCUGCGUUCAGAUAUCACCAUGCACUUGAACAAGGAGAUUUUGCAGCUCUCCCUUUUCGAGUGUGCCAGUCGUGGUUGCCUCAGGUCUCUGUCUCUGCACAUCAAAACCUCUUUCUGUGCUCCUGGGGAAUACCUCCUCCGGCAGGGAGAUGCCCUGCAAGCGAUCUACUUUGUGUGCUCAGGUUCCAUGGAAGUCCUGAAGGACAGCACUGUGCUGGCAAUCCUUGGUAAAGGAGAUUUAAUUGGAGCAAACCUAUCCAUUAGGGAUCAAGUUAUUAAAACAAACGCAGAUGUUAAAGCUCUAACAUACUGUGACCUCCAAUGUAUUAUACUCAAAGGUCUCUUUGAAGUGCUCGACCUUUACCCAGAGUAUGCUCACAAGUUUGUUGAAGACAUCCAGCAUGAUCUCACUUACAAUCUAAGAGAAGGCCAUGAAAGUGAUGUAAUAUCAAAAUUAUCCAACAAGCCUACACUAUCCCAGACAGAACUCAAGGGAAAUGGAAAUAUAAAGAAGAGACUCCCUUCAAUUGUGGAAGAUGAGGAUGAGGAAGAGGAGGGAGAAGAAGAAAGCAGCACCCUAUCAACAAUUGAUACACGAAGCACAAAUAGCACUCAGCAGAAGAAGACUGCAAGCAGUAAAAGCCACCUAGGGAGAAACUUGAAGCAGUUGGCCUCAGGAACUGUGCCCUUUCAUUCCCCCAUCCGCGCUUGCAGUUCAAACCCCUCAAGAGCCAAACAUGAAACAGAGCUCCAUUACUACUCCAGAAGGAAGGAGAAAAACCUUAAAUUGUACCUGUCAGCACUGACCACCAGUGGCCCACCAGAUCUGAGCCCAAGAAUUGUUGAUGGGAUUGAGGAUGGAACCCACAAUGAAGAAAGCCAAACCUUUGACUUCAGCUCUGAUCAGCUCAGGCAGGAAUCCAGGUUAUCUCCCACGACCGGAGAGGCUGAAAUUGGUGCUGCUGUGCUUGUCAUCAAAGCAGAAGAGACCAAACAGCAGAUCAGCAGGCUUAAUAAUGAGAUGACAACCUUAAGUCAAGAAGUCUCACAAUUACGUAAGGAUAUGAAGAAUGUGGUGCACCUUCUGGAAAACCUGCUCACAUCCCAGAAGCCUCCAGGACUCUGUGCUGUGCACAGCAUAUCUCGAAGUCCCACACUGGAUAGUCUGCAGUCUCGAGUGGCUUGGACUACACAUCAGCCUUGCUCACACAUGCAAGCUGGGAGCUUCACUUGCACCAAAGCACAACUUUGCCGUGGAAACACAUUAUGUGACAUUUGGAAUACAGAUCUGUCUUCUGUAGGCAGCAGUCCCCAAAGGACUGAACUCAACCUGCAAAAUUCUAUGGAUGGUGAACUUUAUUAUACAACAGGCCUUCAAAAUUCCCCUUCCCAGUAUCAGGUAAUUCAGAAAGACAAUCUGCAAUUUUUAAGAUGCACCUCUCCCCAUUCAGACACUACCCUGACUCCUCUUCAGUCUAUUUCAGCAACACUUUCUCCUUCAGUAUGCUCUUCAUCAGAGACAUCACUACACCUAGUGCUGCCCAGCAGAUCAGAGGAAGGGAGCUUUAGCCAAGGAGCAAUCAGUUCACUGAGCCUGGAGAACCUGCCAGGAUCGUGGGACCUGGAAGGAACAGUUGGGAUAACUUCUGCACAGACCCCAGAUUUCCCAAUAGACAUUGUGACAAGCACAAGGGAUGUUAAAGAUAAAGAUUGCCAAGCCAUAGACGUAUGA
Poecile atricapillus (Black-capped chickadee) is the source of this 3330-nucleotide messenger RNA. RefSeq names its product potassium voltage-gated channel subfamily H member 8 (gene KCNH8). Gene Ontology annotation, cellular component: membrane. The coding region runs from base 1 to 3330 and encodes 1109 amino acids. Gene Ontology annotation, biological process: regulation of membrane potential; potassium ion transmembrane transport. Gene Ontology annotation, molecular function: voltage-gated potassium channel activity. The record is from RefSeq and is a predicted model, not a curated record. Lineage: Eukaryota; Metazoa; Chordata; Aves; Passeriformes; Paridae. The transcript is spliced from 16 exons.